GUCUACUACGGCUAUAUUGCGUAGCCAGCGUGGCUUCACCGCGCUUCGAUUUCGCGAGGAAAACCACGCCGCUUCACAACCCACCUACGAAGAUGUUUUAGAUAGACGUCUAAAUAAGCGUAUAAGAAAGCGCGUAAAACCAAUUUAUAACGGUGCACAAGCCACCCCACGUGCGGCGAGGCUAACGAAAGUACUUCCUUGCCUGGAAAGUAGUCCUAGCAGAGCCUUUGGUUUGCUGCUGCUGUUUUUUGUUUCGUUGUUUGGUAUAGAGCUACCGCUUUCCGAGCUGGGCACCAUGGGAAAGGAUGAUCAAGGCGCGGGUGACCCGCUCGACAACGUGCUCUACUGCAGCGGCUUACGUCGGCUCAGCGUGUGGCCGUGGUUCAAAGCAGUUGCCAGCUUGUUGCUGACCGAGCGUCAAGGUUUGCCUCCUGGCGCACCUGUAAAGGAACACAGGAACGCUAGGCUAGGGAUUAGAUACUCAACAACAGCUGCUCCCUUUCACCCGUCUUUGCUGGGUACGACGACAGCUGGUCGCUUUUGCCCGUCAAACCCUCUGCAUGAUUACAGCUGCUCGCUUAAUCCGUAUGUUGCUCUGCAUGCUUGCUGACUUCUGUAUAUGAUAACCACACUGCUUUCCAUUCCCUUGUUCCGUGCAGCUGGCCCAGCGGGGCGACGACCCGGAUGUGGAAGGCCCGCCGGACGAGCACGAUGGUUCAGAGCUGCUCCCCAUCGGUUUGAACACGGUGCCCGAGGACGGUAUGGACGCCGUUGCAGCUGCAGCUGCGCAAGCGGCAGAUGCACUCCCGGACGUGGACGCUAUGGCUGGUUUCGACAUGACUAAACCGGAGGGCAGGUACGCGUACGACGCUGUAACCCGCUGUAGUGACGUGCACCUUCCAAAUGGCCAUGGUGCGGACGCGGUGUCCUUAGUUCGGCGAGCCACCCCAGAAGACGGCCCCAUGCUGCGCGCCGCCGAACAGCGCCUCAAACAGUUUGUGCUGAGCGAUGCUGAAGUAGCUCCUGCAGCAAACAGCGACAGCCACCAACGGCUGCACGUUGCCGGCGGCCAUCAUGGCGACCCCGUCCGUGCGUGGGUCACCACAAUCAAUUCCAUCACCGGAGCCAGCACGGACAUUCACCUGCGCCCUGGAACCGCGCCGCCGUACGUACACAUGGCGACGCCGCCUACACCCGAGCAGACGAUCCAGCUCUUCACGCUGUCAGCAGAACAGGGCGUAGCGUUCUUGCUUAUCCACCGCGCAUUCAUGGCUGACAUCCAGCACCAACCGCAGCCGCCGCUGCACCUCAUGGUGGUGGGCGGUCCGGGUACUGGCAAGAGCCAGACCAUUAAGGCCGCUCUGUGGCACACCUUCCAGCACGGGCACCGCGAUUGGCUAGCCACAACCGCUUACACCUGGUGCGCGGUGAUCACGGUCAACACUCCCUACCACCGGGGGCUGUCGACCAGCACCAUGUUCCAAUUGGGAUGGGGCCGAGGUCGUCAGCAACAAUCCUCACGCGCUGGCGAACAGGUACGAAAGAAUGUUCCCGGAGGUGCCGUAUCCUUCGAUGAGCUUAGCUUCCUAAGCCUGCAGCACCUAGGGCAGAUCAACGCAUCGGCCAGCAGGCACCUCCAGCGACCUCCCCACCUGUCCCGGAGUGGUGCCGGCUACAGCAUGCUUGCUGGUCGGCACGUCAUCAUGUCCGGCGACAUCCUUCAGCACAGGCCGCCCAACGGCAGGCCACUUUACACGUUUGCAGAGGGCCUGGAGAAGGACCGCAACUACCUCGCUCGGCUUCGAAGCGGCGACACCACAGCCCCACGCGGAAUCCCGCCGCUGCCAAAACAGAAGAAGCCCAGGCCGCCCACCCGUGAAGAAGAGGCUGGCCUGGACUUCUACCGCGCCAUCGCUUUCAUUAUACUGCUCUCCAAGCAGCAACGCCAGGACGACACGCCAAGCGGCCGCCUGCUAACACGGCUAGCAAGUGUAUUCAGCGGCGGCCAGGAUGUCAACCGGAGAACGAUCGAAGAGCUCGUCCGCCAGUUGAAUAGCCGCGUCGUACCCGACCUGGCUGCUCUCGGUUCCAGCGACCCACGGGUCGUCCUGCAGCGAAACCAACCCCGGCACGGCCUCAACAUCCGUCUCAUCAAGCUGCAAGCAGCACACCAGGGGAGGCGGCUGGUCGUGUGGAAGGCGCGUCACGCUCGUACGGGGCACAACGCACUCCCGCUCAAUGAAGCAGGCCAGCGCGCCGCUUCUAUGGCGCCUGACGAGGGCUAUGAACAGUUCACGCCUGACACCUGGUACUUCGAGGGCGCCAAAUUCCUCGUCCUGGACAAUAAUGGCCCUGAUGCCGGCAGUUGCCACAACAACACUGUGGUGACGUGCGGCCUGUUGACGGACAAGGAGGAGCCAGAUGACACGGGAGAGGGACCUUACAGGCGCCUGCAGUUCGUCCCCCGUGCGGUAUUCGUACGGCCCGCUGCCGGGAACACCGACCUCUCCGUCCUUCGCGGCCUGCUUGACUACGACGAGACUCGUGCCGCCUUUGUGGUUACCCCACGGUGGAGCGGCGCCCAAAAGGUGGUAUUCCCUGACCGUACGGUUGUCAGCGAUGGUGAGCCCGCUGUCAACUCGGCCAGCCUCAAGCGCUUUAACAUACCCCUAGGCGACGCGUACGCAGUGGAGGAGUUUGGGGGUGGGGAGGCUAGGGGGUGGGAGGGUGAAUAGGGCUGCGUCAUUCGGCGCUGUGGGGCUGGGCUGGGCGCAUGCAAGCCCUGCAGCUGUUGCGGCGGCUACUGAAGAUUGCUAGGUACUGGAUGGCGGUCAAUGAUGCCUGGCGGCUCGCAAAACACCGCAUGCAUCUUGCAUGCCUCACUUGCUAGGGCUUGCUGUAAAUCUCCCUCGGUCGGGUUUGCGCGUGCUGCAGCUCUUGCGAUGUCUACUGAAGGUUGCUAGGAACUGGAUGGUGCUCAAUGAUGCCUAGCGGGUCGUAAAACACCGCAUGCAUCUCGCAUGCCUCGCGUGCUAGGGCUUGCUAUAAGUCUCCCUCGGUCGGGCUUGCGCGUACUGCAACUGUUACGGUGACUACUGAAAGUUGCUAGGUGCUGGAUGCUGGUCAAUGACGCCUGGCGGCUCGUAAAACACCGCAUGCAUCUUAUCGGUGUGGGUUGUCCGUGCCUCUCUUGCUAGAGCUUGCUAUAAGUCCCCCUUAGACUUGCGGGUACUAGCCGCACUGACGGUGCUUAUUACUGACGCCACUGACUGCAAACCUACACGCUUUAAGUACGCCUCGUAA
Molecule: messenger RNA, 3303 nt
Organism: Astrephomene gubernaculifera
Lineage: Eukaryota; Viridiplantae; Chlorophyta; Chlorophyceae; Chlamydomonadales; Astrephomenaceae
Source: the annotation of a GenBank genome assembly